AUGCACCGCAAGGAGCAGCCAGAAAUUUCUCCCCACUCUCGUUGCCCUUGCUCUUUCAGUGUUAUUCACAAAGUUAAUUCAAUACACAUGUCCUCCUCACUCCCGCGCCCAAGACGGGCGGGCGAAGACUACACCCGCACUCACCACCUAGACGAAGGUGACGAAGGCGGUCCAUCAAAGAAGCCCCGUUUCGACCUCCGUAAUCCCUCAACACUCGCCCCCGACGCGCUUGACGACGAUGCAAUCCUAGAUGCAGAUGAGAUCGGACGGCGCGGGCAACAAGUGCGCCGCAAGGCCGUCAAUCUCGAUGGCUAUGAAUCCGACAGCGACAAUGAAGGUUUCGACGGGCGCGCCUCGGCCAAAGCACGACAGAAAGAUGCGAAACAAGAGGAGGAGGACGAUGAUAUGUUUGCUGAAUUACAGGAAGACUUCGGUGCCGAGGAAAUAGAUGGUGACGAAGCGCUACGGAAGAACAAGAAGAAUGUGCGGUUUUUACGGGACGACGAGAUUGAGGGACAGGUUGCGUCGUCAAAGAGUGGGCGGACGUUGCGCGUGGACUUGAGCCAAGGUGCUGACGAUGUCCAUAUCGACGAAGAUGAUAGCGAGAGCGAUGUGGCCGAGGAAGAUCGCGCCAAAGUAGACACUGGCAUGGACGAGGAACUUGGGGCGGGUUCAAAGAAGAAACACGCACCCUUACUGGAUGCGUUUAAUAUGCGCUCCGAACAAGAAGAGGGUCGCUUUGAUGAGCAGGGGAAUUAUGUCCGAAAGGCGGCAGAUCCGGAUGCUGUACACGAUACAUGGCUGGAGGGCGUAUCGAAGAAGGACAUUCGACUCGCCAAAGAGGCGGCUGAGAAGCGAGAAUCUGCGAGAAAGGAAAAGGAUCGCAAAGACGAUAGUGUUUUAACAUCAGAUGCCCUUAAAACGCUCAUUACAAAUUUACAGCGCGGAGAGACAGCGCUAGAUGCUUUGGCGAGGAUAGGGAAGGGUGCUCGGAAGAAACCGAAGUGGCAGACGAAACGAAAUCACAAACGAUUAAAGAACGAGGACACAGAGAUGGCAGAAGACGAUCCCAAAGAGACGGUCAGGAAAGAAACAAUUGAAGCUAUUACUGCUGCGGCUGAUAUUCUGAUGGCGCGAGGGCAAGCCGAAAUCUACGACACUGAGCGAGAGGUGUUAACCAGACAGUACCGCCGCGAGACAGGUGAAGACUGGUUUGACCCUCCACAAAAAGAAGAUGCAGUGGCCGCAGACUCUGAGCCAGCGAUGUGGGAAUAUCGCUGGUCCGAUGCCCGUGACGGGGGUGCAGUGCAUGGACCUUACGAUGGUCCAACCAUGCAGUCGUGGCGGUACGCCGGUUACUUUGGCGAAGGGGUUGAGUUCAGAAAGACGACAGACACCGGCGAGUGGAGUAGCACAGUCAACUUUGUAUAG
Aspergillus calidoustus is the source of this 1431-nucleotide messenger RNA. The record is from the annotation of a GenBank genome assembly. NCBI's taxonomy places the organism in Eukaryota, Fungi, Ascomycota, Eurotiomycetes, Eurotiales, Aspergillaceae.